UCUGCUGGGCCACUCUGAUGGUGGCUGCUGCCCCGCCGCUGGCGGGUCCCGUGUUUGUGCCGGGGCAGCGAAGGGCAUUGCAGCAUUCCCGAAGUAACAGCGGUUCCUUUUAAUAGAAUUUGCCCUUAAGAAGCAGUAACCGAAGGGUUCCGCUACUGCCGCUGCUUGCUGCCCUCGGACUGCGUAUGUAUCCCCCGCUAGCCCCCGCGGGGUCACUCCAGGAAGCGGCGGGUUUGGAAUAUGAUUUGUUSUCGUUCUCCCGAGCAGGGGGAGACGCCGUAUAUGGUCGGCUGUUGUGGAGCUGCAUCGGUUUUCCUGAUGAGUUGCUGUGUGUGGCGAUGCCUUUUAUUUCUGUCCAUCUAACAAAGCAAAUUUCACAUUUUUCCAAGCAGUUGCCAAUUSUUGUUACCUCUUCUGCGUUGUGCACCCACAGAAACUUGACUGUAGGUGCUUUAAAAGGACGAGAGCUUGGUCCUUGUGCUGCAUAGCCCCUGGGUACAAGCUCCCAGAUCUGUACCCUGUAAGAAGUGGUUUAACUGCUYUGCUAUUUCACCCAAAUUCGGGUGGGUUGAGAUCAAAUAUCUUAGCCUGAAUCGGUGUUUCUCGAGUUAAUCAGGUACCUCCUGCUUAUUCAUAUGCUCCUUUUUUCAAGAGAUGCGCUUUAGUCUUGUUUCGAGAGCGCUGUCAGCCUCUUAAAUGCGUGUUUUACUUUUUUGUGUGUGUGUGUGUAGCACACAUGAAUACACCCCUUUCUCCUCGCACAUUGGGUCUUGGCUUCUGGAAAAACCCACUCGGUAUCCUGAACGCCUUCAAUAUAGGACUCUGCAGCAAUGCUGGAAUUGCUGUGCUUCCUUUAAGAUAUGGAUAUAAAAGAAAAAAAGAACUCUUCUGUUGGAUUUARUUUACCGUCUGUAGCCAAAAUCCAGGAGCUGACCUAUGCAGUGUCUACUCCUUAAACUCUAUUCAUUAGAAGUGUGGCCUCACUGUGCUGGCAUUCCGUGACUGGAUCUCAUCCCGGUACCGAGUUCCACGACCCGGCUGCUGCUCGUGGAACAGCCUCUGACUGAACUGAACCCGUGACGUUGCUUUAAUCUUCCUAAAAUCUGGUUUACUCAGGCUGUGAACGUUCCCUGACAUUGCUGAAUCUGCUCAGAUUUUUCAGUAYCAGAUGCUGUUCAGAGAGGCGCCCAGCUCACAGCACCGGCAGGUCCGCACCGCAGCGAGAGGCCGCAGCACUCCAUCGCUCUGCGUACAGCAGCAGCAGCAGCAGSAACCUGAAAGCACCCACCACCGGCGACCGGAGCCCCGCGGAACGCUGCGGCUGUGCUUGGGGACGGGCGGGGCCAYUUCCGCGGGGCCCGGCAUGGCUUCCGGGAGAGGCGUGGCUCGCUGCGGCCCUCGGUGCGGUUUCGUUCGGCUCCGCGCCCACGGCUGCCGCUAUGGCCCGCAAGAAGCUGCACCGGCCUAUCGCCGCCAUGGCCAAGAAGAUCCGCGAGUACCAGGCGCUAAAGGAGCGGCCGCGGGACUCUCAGCGCUUUGCUGUGGACUACGAGACCAUGCGGCGGCCGCUGACGCAGAAACGACUGCCGGUACGGGCCUGGGAGGACGUGCGGAACGAGAAGCGGCUGUUCGCGCUGCUCUGCCGCCUGCCGCGUUUCGGCGUGGGCCGUAUCGUCACCCGCAAGUCCUGGCUCUGGGCGCACGACGAGCCCUGCUACUGGGUCAUCACCAAGGUGAAGGCGGACUACACGGCCGAGAACAUGGACUAUGGAAGAGCCUGGGGCUACCUGACCUUCAAAGGCAAAACUGAAGAGGAAGUGAGGGAGAUUGACAAAGCCAUGUACCAUGACUGGCGUAUGGUGCCCAAACACGAGGAGGAGGCCUUCAAGAAAUUCACCCCRGUGCCUGAGGAGACUGUUCGGUUCCUACCAUACCCACCCCUGCUCCGAGCCAUGAUCCUUGCACAGUGGCAGAAGGAGGGAAAACRAAUAAUGAAGGAGCCAGUUAUUGAUCUGGAGAAGGUCAUGGCCUCUCCCCAAGAGCGGUUAAAGAAAAAAGGUACAGGGACACCGGUAUAAAGACUUCUUCUGUGUCCUGAGCAUCUCACGUGCCCUCAAUGUCUACUGGAAGCCCAGUGCACAGGACUCUUAGAGAGUCCCCUGUGCCUAUUGUGGUAGGAUGUUUCCAAACUUUCUCCUCAGCCGUGUACAGUCACCUCAUCUGAAAGGGAAGAUGCAGAUACAUUCAGACUCUUACCAUAACUUUGGUUUCAGUCAGCAGAGGAGUCUUCUUGGUUCCCUGGAUAGYCUCUAAAUACAUAGCUCUAGUCAGCCAGCUGCAGUUUUUUGGAGCAUAAAAUUUUUUACAUAACUUGGGUCCUGCAUGRAUCACAGAAAAAUGACUGUGAGUAUCACAGUAUUUCACAGAGCURUGAAAAAAUGUAUCUGAAAAUGGAAAUAAAUGUUUUCUUAAUUCUUCAGCACA
Messenger RNA from Malurus melanocephalus (red-backed fairy wren), 2484 nucleotides. RefSeq names its product mitochondrial ribosomal protein S34 (gene MRPS34). The transcript has 3 exons. Gene Ontology annotation, biological process: mitochondrial translation. Gene Ontology annotation, cellular component: mitochondrion; mitochondrial small ribosomal subunit. The coding region runs from base 1440 to 2078 and encodes 212 amino acids. The record is from RefSeq and is a predicted model, not a curated record. Gene Ontology annotation, molecular function: structural constituent of ribosome. NCBI's taxonomy places the organism in Eukaryota, Metazoa, Chordata, Aves, Passeriformes, Maluridae.